Molecule: messenger RNA, 1260 nt
Organism: Dovyalis caffra
Lineage: Eukaryota; Viridiplantae; Streptophyta; Magnoliopsida; Malpighiales; Salicaceae
Source: the annotation of a GenBank genome assembly
AUGGAAUCUCUCCCCGAUGCGAUUGUUCAAUACAUCUUCUCACACAUGAACAAUGCCAGGGAUGUUGCCAUUUGUAAUUGCGUGUCGAAGCGAUGGAAGGAUUCUCUGCCUUAUAUCAAAAGCCUCUACUUCCCCAGGAACUCCUUUGAUAACCACACUGGCAUGGACCAUCCUGAUACUAUUGUAUGGAAGAUGAUAUCGUCGAUUGUUAAAUUAGAAAAGCUUGUUGUAUACAGCCCAUUUUCGAGCACAGGCCUUGCCUCGUGGCUACUGCUUGUGAGCUCAUCGCUCAAACAUCUUGAGCUUAGAAUGGACAAUCUUGCUGAAUACCAGAGCUGUAUCGAGAGCCCUUCGAAGCUGGAUUGUAUUAGUGCUGCAAAGAAUUUGGAGACUUUAAAGCUUUGGGGUGUCCUAAUGGUAAACUCUCCCAAGUGGGAUGCCUUUCCAAAACUUCAAAGCCUUGAAAUUGUCGGUGCUAGAUUGGAAGAUCCUGCGUUAACUGCUGCCCUCCAGGCAUGUCCUAAUUUGAGAAACUUGUUGCUACUUGGGUGUGAAGGGGUUAGAUCAGUUUCGAUCGAGUUGCCGAAUUUGGAGCAAUGUAAGCUGGAUUUUUAUGGUGUGGGUAAUUAUUCACUUAUCUUAACCUCUCCUAAAAUUGAAUUCCUCGAGGUUCAAGGUUGUAGUUGGAUAAGUGUUCCUGAGACCACUCGCUUGAGGAAUCUUUCAAUUUCAAACAACGCUGGGAGAGUUUACAUGGUAGAUUUUGGGAAACUGGCAGCUCUGGAGUUCCUGUCUAUUAGGGGAGUCCAGUGGUGUUGGAAUGCAAUAAGUAAAAUGCUUCAGUUGUCAAGUGAGGUGAAGCAUCUAUACAUGAAGGUUGAAUUUACCGGCGACUUUGAUAACCUCCAACCCUUUCCAGAAAUUGAUUUGGUUGAUUUUUUUAAUAGCCAUCCCAAGCUGCAAAAAUUCGAUAUCCAUGGAGCCAUGUUUGCUGCUCUGUGUCAAAAGAACAGCCUGAAAAAUGUGCAGACUGGGUUUGUGAUUCCUAGUUUGGAGGAAGUGGUGAUAACAGUCAGAUCACCACUAAAUGCCGAGCAGAAGAUAAGCACCCUCGAGUCGCUCUUGAAGUAUGGGAAGGUUAUAAAGUCAGUGGCAAUUAGGAUUCUUCAGAUGAGGAGCAGCCAUAGCAGUGCAGACGAUUUCUUCGACGAGAUUUGCAGGUUUCAACGCAUGAAUCACAGAAUUGUUCGAAUAGAAUAA